This is a messenger RNA of Drepanopeziza brunnea f. sp. 'multigermtubi' MB_m1, 2799 nucleotides long. RefSeq lists its product as uncharacterized. The record is from RefSeq and is a predicted model, not a curated record. Gene Ontology annotation, molecular function: mRNA binding. Lineage: Eukaryota; Fungi; Ascomycota; Leotiomycetes; Helotiales; Drepanopezizaceae. Gene Ontology annotation, biological process: cytoplasmic stress granule assembly. Gene Ontology annotation, cellular component: cytoplasmic stress granule.
AUGGUACAACCGGGAAAGAAGGCACCUGACACAUCCAACGGUACAUACAAAAAUACACAAUCCAACAUGUCAUUCCAGGCAAAGAACUUCGGGGGCGCGGGCAAGAGUGGACAGAAUGGUAAGGGCUUCACGGAUACGGCCAUCUCGAGCGGUAACCGUGUUCAAGGAGAGCGCACACUGCAGAGAUGGGUUCCAGAUGUUCCGGCGGAUACCACUGGAUCGCUCGAAUCCGCAUCGAGAAUGAAGCCAUCGGGAGGAGCUGGCUGGGAUCAAUUCGCUGAGAACGAGCGACUAUUUGGCAUGAAGACUGACUACGAUGAGAAUAUCUAUACUACCACCAUAGAUAAGAGCCAUCCUCAGUACAAGCAACGUCUUGCUGAUGCCGAGAGAAAGGCAAGAGAGAUUGAGCGCAGCGUUCCCAACAACGCUCACGUUGCAGAGGAGCGUAUUGUGGACAAUCUCGGACCUGAAGAGAAUGGUGGACUCGACGAAGAAGACAAGUACAGUGGGGUCCGCAGAAAGCAGGAUUUCCCUCCUUUGACCUCGUCGAGCAACAAAUAUACCCCCCCAGCGAGACGCGCACCCACAGGACAAUCGACCGUCAAGGGAGCCCCGGUGGAUCCUGCCAUCAUCUCUUCCCAGCUCGUUCGCCCCGACAAGCCUGUUACCGAAAAGGCUAAGGCCGCAGAUGUACCCAAGUCAUCGAAGCCCGAGAUCGCAAUCCCUCCCACCACGACCGACUCGAGCCACUCCGCAACACCCGAGCCGAAGGUCCCCGCUACAAACACUCCUUCAUCCUCCAGUCGCACCGCCUCACCUCAGGUCAAAGUUGAUGGCGUCCCCAAUGCUACAGCAACUGUUGAGCGUGACGUCGCAAGUGCUUUCAAAAAUUUCGCUGCACACCAGAGAAAGACUGUCGAGUCUGCUCGUACCGCACGAGCUCGGAACGACAAGGAGAUCAAGCUGAACGACCUGAAGAAGUUUGCUGACAGCUUCAAGCUCAAGACUCCUGUCCCUUCAGACCUUGUACCUAUCAUUGCGAAGGAUCCUGCGAAGCAGAAGGAGAUUCAAGAAAAGGCCAAGCGCAAUGCCGAGGAGAACAAGGCAAACCCAUCCGAAGGUGUCAUGCCCAUCCCACCUCCAGUCGAGGUAAGAUCCAGCCAACGACCUGGUGCUACCACUCAUGGUACAUCGCCCGCGAACAUACCUUCUCGACAAAAUACUACGCGCAAUACUGGUUACUCGCAUCAAAGUCAGUUCAGAGGAACCUCUCAAGCCCCCCAAGUCUCUCCAUCUCAGCAGAGCCGUCCUCCUCCUGGCGGGCUUGGAGGCCGGUUGAGGAGCGCAGAGCAGAAUAAGGUCGGCCAGCUGCCCCCCAACCCCACCCCAGCUCAUGAGGCAAGACAACCACCGACUGGCCCUGCCAAUGGUGAUCCAAAUCUCUCGCGACGCUCCAGUGGUGUAACAAGCACACAAGGAGCGAGGCUGAACCCCACCAUUGGAGAGUUCCGCCCAAGUAUCCACGCUCCUAGCUUCAACCCCAACGGCAACCCCAGCAGUGUCUCAAGUCCAAGAUCUGUGGUCAAUGCAGUACCUCAAGCUCCGAUUGCACGCUCCCUUCUCCGUCGCAAACCAAUCCCCGAAUCAGAGCGCCCGGCUCUCAAGGAAAAGUUCAAUUGCCUUGAUCAUAUCAUGACGAUCAAACCUGGACCGGAGAAGAACUGGAAGCAGACCGGUGGUCUGAAGCCUGCUUAUGAGACCCCAGUUCUUUGGAAGACGGUCAACGUUGCAGAAGACAAGCCAGAAUCCAAUAUCCAUAUGACUUAUACCAAGAUGUUUGAACUGGCACCUUUCCCAGCACACACCAUGUCUCCAGCUGCUCCGCCUCACGCCACUCCCCAGGUUCCCCACCAGCAUCAAUUGCCGUUUCACCUGCAGCAGAGUGGACAUGCCGGAGCUCGUCAAUCACCUCGUCAGGCCCCUGUGAGCAUGCAUGGCAGCCAUCACCCUCAUGGACCAGCACAGUCUUUCAACGGUCAUGAAGAUCACAGAAUGAUGCAGUCUCAGUCUGCCCAAUCCUUCGCAUCUCCUCGUCUUCAAAAUGUACCAAUGCAGUACAACUCUCCGAUGAACCAACCUGCACAAAUGUACGGCAACCCGCAGAUGAUGGGAUUCCCCGGAGGUGGACCGCCAAUUCCGUAUCAACAACGCUCAUUGUCUCAAAGUCAAGGAUUCGUCCCACCUGGAGGCCCUAUGGGCCCGAUCAUGAUGCAGAACCCUAACGGAGCGUUCAUGGCUUCUCAGGGUAUGGCACCUGGUCCUCCGAUGAUCUUUAACCAUGGUCAAGGCUUCAUGCCACCACCAAACAAUGGUAUGCCUCCACAGAUGCCGGGAGUUAAUGGCUACCCGAGCCCUGGCCGAGGUCCCCCCAUGAUGAUGCAGCAGGGGUCGCAACAAGGCCAUCAGCAACCACAGGCCUGGGGCAUGAACCCUGGCAUGAGCCCAAGUCCGCAGUACAACCAUGCGGCGCCUAUGUAUAACAACCAGCAGCCUCCUGGCCAGAUGGGUCAAAUGAGAGGGGGCUAUGGUGGACCAGGCCAAUUUGGAACCAGUCCCAAUCAACAGAUGCACCAGCUACCACCACAACAACACCGAAACAACGGCCACCCCAAUGGCAACUACAAUAACCAGAAGAACUUCCAGCAGCAAGGCUCACAUCAUCAAAAUGGCCCUGCCAAUAAUCAGGUUCCGACCGGGCCUCAGGCACGAGCUUCGGAGGGCAAUGAUGAGUCGAAAUGA